CUCAGAUUCACCCGAGUUCCCAUCAAUGGAAGAUUUGGAUACUGCAGCUUUAGGACUGAUUAGACUACAAGAGAUCUACAAACUCGACCCAGAGGACAUCACAAAAGGAACUCCUUUCAGUGAGGAUGAAGCUUUCUAUUUGGGGAAAGUCGCCUAUCAGCAGAAGAAAUUCCAGCAUGCCUUUCAAUGGUUUCUGUACAGCCUGAAAAUGCUUAAUGAUCCAGAAUCCUUACAUUCAAUACAAAGUGUUAGCAGACAGCAGUUGCUAGAGUACCUGGGCUCCUCUGCAUAUCAUUUUGGAAGCCCAUCUGUGACAACUGACUCCAACAAGCUUCUUCUUCAUCUGGAUAAAAUCAUGCAGUUUGUGAAGACAGAGAGAAACCUUCUGAAGCUCUUCAGUGGCUAUAUUGAUGCUGAAAAAGAGAAUUUAAAUUUCCUCAAGAGCGAUCUUCAGACUCUUAAACUGCUCUCAGACUCUCAGAACCCUGAGAGAACCAUGAGUAACCCUGUAGAUGCUUACAGACUCAUCAGGCGACUGAGAGAAGAUUGGUUGUCUGUUUUACAAUUCACUCAAAUAAGUCACUAUAAGGAUUAUCAGGAAUGGUUGCACUCAGAAACACCAAAGUUUCCAUCAGAAGAGGAUUUGGAGGGUGCAGCUUUGGGACUGCUUAGACUGCAAGAAAUCUACAAAUUCUACCCAGAGGACAUCGCAAAGGAAACACCACUCAGUAAGGAUGAAGCUUUCUAUGUGGGAAAAGUUGCAUAUCAGCAGAAGAAAUUCCAGCAAGCUUUUCACUGGUUCCUGUACAGUCUAAAAAUGCUAAAUCAUCCAGAAUUCGUACUUUCAAUACAAGGCAUUACCAAGCAACGUUUGCUACUUUACCUGGGCUACUCAGCAAAACAAUUUGGCAGUCUGUCUGUGGCAGCCGACUUCUACCGGCAGCUUCAAUAUCUGGACCCAACUAAUGAGGAGAUUAGAAAUGAACUGAAUGAGAUAAACAGAACCUCUCAACCUAAUAUAACCUCACAGCCUGAUAUAAACACACUGAAUGCAACACAUUCAAGUAAUUCCUAUGAGGCAUUGUGCAGGGGAGAUGCUGACCAGAGGACCUCCAGGAGGCAGAGGAUGCUGUCCUGUAGAUACAGCACAGGUGGAGGAAACCCCAGACUGAUUUUAGCACCACUGAAAGAGGAGAUCGAAUGGGAUAAGCCCCGAAUCGUCAGAUAUCAUGACAUGAUAUCAGACAAAGAGAUCGAGAUCUUGAAGAAUCUCUCUAGACCUUACCUUUCUAGGUCUCAGACUGGUUUAGGCACAGUCUCGAAUAUCCGUAUUUCUCAAAGUGUGUUUCUGAAAGUAGACAACAUUGUGGUUGUUCGGGUCAAUCAGAGGAUUGCAGACGCUACAGGACUGUCUAUGGAAACCGCUGAACCUCUACUUGUUCAGAAUUAUGGGACUGGAGGCAGAUAUGAACCACAUUAUGACGCAGGGGAUGAUCAGAACGAAAGGAUUGCUACAUUUCUAAUUUAUAUGAGUGAUGUGGAGAUAGGGGGCGCCACUGUGUUUCCUAAAGCUGGAGUUGCACUGCAACCCAAAAAGGGUUCAGCUGUGUUUUGGUAUAACCUUCACAAGAAUGGUGAUUUGGAUUUUAGAACAGAGCAUGCUGGAUGCCCUGUCUUAAGGGGCAAUAAAUGGGUGGCCAACAAAUGGAUCCAUGAGUUUGGCCAAGAGUUUACAAGACCCUGUUCUUUAUCAAAAGGGAGUAAAAAACACAUUACAUUGCAGGAGAUGUAGCCCUUUUU
Triplophysa dalaica is the source of this 1800-nucleotide messenger RNA. RefSeq names its product prolyl 4-hydroxylase subunit alpha-2-like. Gene Ontology annotation, molecular function: procollagen-proline 4-dioxygenase activity; iron ion binding; L-ascorbic acid binding. Gene Ontology annotation, biological process: peptidyl-proline hydroxylation to 4-hydroxy-L-proline. The coding region runs from base 26 to 1792 and encodes 588 amino acids. Gene Ontology annotation, cellular component: endoplasmic reticulum. Lineage: Eukaryota; Metazoa; Chordata; Actinopteri; Cypriniformes; Nemacheilidae. The record is from RefSeq and is a predicted model, not a curated record. The transcript is spliced from 15 exons.